Molecule: messenger RNA, 1107 nt
Organism: Musa acuminata AAA Group (dessert banana)
Lineage: Eukaryota; Viridiplantae; Streptophyta; Magnoliopsida; Zingiberales; Musaceae
Exons: 7
Coding region: 1-1107 (368 amino acids)
Biological process (GO): regulation of alternative mRNA splicing, via spliceosome
Source: RefSeq, a predicted model, not a curated record
AUGACUGCUUCAUCUUUUGGUGCUCAGUCAGAAGAUGCCACAAAACGAAAGGAACAAAAGCCACCCGGAGGCAUUUCAGCGGCACCUGAACAUGGCCCUACUGAGAAUAAUGCACAGACAGAUUAUACUCGCGAUACAGAGAAAGAUGAUACUCAAGCCAAGACUUCUAGUCAUACACAGAAUAACUCUGAGCAAGCUGCAGAGUUAACAACAUCAGAUGUUACUAUAAAAGAUUACGAUGAUGGUGAUAAAUUGGCAGCUGUGGAUCAAUCAACUGAACGUUACACGAGAGCGCAGAAGACCUCGAAGCCAGCUGCUCCUCGCCCUCCCCCUCCUGCCUUCGCUUUCGACGGCGACGACGACGAGGAUGAUAUCGAGAGGGAAAUCUCACGGCAGGCGUCCAAGAACAAGUCUCUCCGGAAGAUCGAGGAGCAACACAAAAAGGCAAUGGAAGAGGAUCCCUCGGUCUUCGACUACGACGGGGUUUACGACGAGAUGAAAGGGAAGAUUGCGCACCCCAAGGUUAAAGAUCGAACGGAGAGAAAGUCAAAGUAUAUAGAAACACUUAUGGAGAAAGCAAAACAACGUGAGGGGGAUCAUGAAAUUGUAUAUGAGAGGAAGCUGCUGAAAGGGAGGAGCAAGGAUGAUCACCUUUUUGUGGAUAAGGAAAAGUUUGUAAUCAGUGCCUACAAGAAAAAGAUAGCAGAACAAGAAAAAUGGUUGGACGAAGAGAGGCUGCGCCAAAUUCGUGAAGAAAGAGAUGAUGUAACCAAGAAGAGUGACUUGAGCGAUUUUUACUUUGGGCUCGGUGAGAAUGUAGCUUUUGAGAAAGAUGAUACCCAAGCCAAGACUUCUAGUAAUACACAGAACAACUCUGAGCAAGCUUUAGAGUUAACAACAUCAGGUGUUACUGUAAAAGAUUACGAUGAUGGUGAUAAAUUGGCAGCUGUGGAUCAAUCAACUGAACGUUACACGAGAGGUGAUGACGCAUUGGCUUCAGCAAGAGAGCGUUUUUCUAACUCGAAAGAGAGCAAGACAGCAGUUGGAAAGCAAUUGUUUCGUCUCUAUUUAACACUUAUAUCUGGAGUUAAAAUUGGUAUUCUCUGA